This is a messenger RNA of Vicia villosa (hairy vetch), 1453 nucleotides long. RefSeq names its product ervatamin-B-like. Bases 38 to 1165 code for a protein of 375 amino acids. The record is from RefSeq and is a predicted model, not a curated record. NCBI's taxonomy places the organism in Eukaryota, Viridiplantae, Streptophyta, Magnoliopsida, Fabales, Fabaceae. Gene Ontology annotation, cellular component: lysosome. The transcript is spliced from 4 exons. Gene Ontology annotation, molecular function: cysteine-type endopeptidase activity.
AUACAAAGUUUUAUCUUCAUUCUACUUCUAAUAAAAAAUGAGGAUUUCCUUUACCUCAAACCGAUUUCGCAUCUUCAUCAUAUUCAUCAUAUUCACUGUAUGCAUAUGUUUAUUCUUUGGCAUUCAGAAAAAGAAACCACCACUUUUAAAUAAAUUCUCAAAUUUUGAGAUCCCAAUUAAUAACUAUUCCUCUCUAUCAGGUCUUAAACUUGAUAAACUUCCUAAUGAUGAUGAUGUUUUAAAACUAUUCCAACAAUGGAAGAAAGAACACGGACGAGUAUACAACGAUCUAGAUGAGAUGACAAAGAAAUUUGAAACUUUUGUUUCAAAUUUGAAGUAUAUCGUAGAAACUAAUGCAAAGAGAGACUCACCUCAAAGUGCUCUUCUUGGUCUGACCAACUUUGCAGAUUGGAGCUUCAAGGAGUUCAAUGAAACAUACAUGACCAUGAAGAGUGAUAACUUGACUAUUGUGAAUGAUGAUGUUCUUGAAUUAGCUUGUAAUCCACCUUCAUCCUUGGAUUGGAGGUUAAAAAGAGCUGUUACUUCUGUUAAGGAUCAAAGGACUUGUGGCAGUUGUUGGGCACACACAGCGGUAGGCGCCAUAGAAGGAAUAGUUGCAAUUGUCACCGGGAAGCUCAUCAGCCUUUCAGCGCAGGAGCUUGUGGAUUGUGACCCUGUAAGUUUAGGUUGUGGUGGCGGAUAUUUGUAUGACGCAUUCAAUUGGGUUUUAAGAAACGGAGGGAUUGCAAGGGAUAGUAAGUAUCCUUAUACAGCCGUGAAGGGUGCCUGCAGAUCCACACAGAUUCCAAACAGUCCAACCAGUGCCAUUUAUACAUAUAAUCAUGUGAAGGUGUCAGAUAAUGCAUUAUUGUGUGCAGUUGCUAAGCAGCCAAUUGGUAUCUGUAUUUAUGCAUCCGUGCCAGAAUUUCAACAUUACACAAAUAAAAUAUUUCAAGGUCGUGAUUGCCCUGUGGAUUCUACAUAUGUUACUCACUGCAUGUUAAUAGUGGGUUAUGAUUCUUAUAAAGGUUAUGAUUAUUGGAUAGUAAAGAAUUCAUAUGGUUCGGGUUGGGGAGUGCAAGGUUAUAUGUAUAUCCAAAGGAACACUGGCAAAAAGUAUGGAGUGUGUGCAAUCAAUGCAUGGGCAAUAAAGCUAGUCAAAUAAAUGAGCAUAUGAGAAUGAAGAAUAAGUGAAAUAAAAAAUUAUGGUUUUGUGAUUCUAGAGUAUGUUGUGUGGCUAUACUUCAUGUUGUUUGGAACAUCUCAAAUCUAUUGUUCAAGGUUGUUAAACAUCUUAGUCAUCUGAUUGUCUAAAGCAUCGAUGUACUUUGUUUUGUAUUCUUGUUGUACACUAUGUCUGGUUUGUUUUUAUUGAUGGCAAGGUAUCUCUUGUGUUUGUUUCCAUUUUCUCACUAGUUCUAGUAAAAAGGUGUGUUCUUAAUUUUUAAUUUUA